Debaryomyces tyrocola is the source of this 306-nucleotide messenger RNA. Lineage: Eukaryota; Fungi; Ascomycota; Pichiomycetes; Serinales; Debaryomycetaceae. The record is from the annotation of a GenBank genome assembly.
AUGGGUGUUUCUUACCUUAGUACUAUCGUUGGGAGUUUGAUUGGAUCAGCUAUUUAUACAUGGUGCGCAUAUGGAGCAUACACUUUAAAAUUAUUGAAAAAUGAAGAGGUUUAUCCCGAAGUUUUUAUACCCCUGGCUAUAUUUGGGGCAGUUUGUAUGCCAACUGGUAUUUUCAUAUUUGCUUGGACAAGUUCACCGGAUAAUCAUUGGAUAGGCCCAAUGAUAGGCUCUGCUAUUUUUGCAAUAGGAGCAUUCAUUAUCUUCCAAUCCUUAUUCAAUUACUUAGGAAUGUCAUUUUGGAGGUAA